Messenger RNA from Rosa chinensis, 834 nucleotides. RefSeq lists its product as uncharacterized. The record is from RefSeq and is a predicted model, not a curated record. The transcript has 2 exons. Gene Ontology annotation, molecular function: RNA-DNA hybrid ribonuclease activity; nucleic acid binding. Lineage: Eukaryota; Viridiplantae; Streptophyta; Magnoliopsida; Rosales; Rosaceae. The coding region runs from base 1 to 834 and encodes 277 amino acids.
AUGAGAUGGAUUAUUGGGAAUGGUCAUAACAUAAAAUUUUGGACCUUCAAUUGGAUCUGUGAUUUCCCCUUGAUUCACUUGGUUGAUGACACUAGCAGAGCCUCUAUAGAUCUAGACGAGUCUGUUUCAGAUUAUUUAGUUAAUGGAGUGUGGAAUAUUGAGAAACUCUCCCAUUAUUUAGAGUCUUCGAUCCAUAAUGAUGUUUUGUUCAGGGACUCGGGGUUCAGUCCGGCUUCUGUGGUGCAUGCUUCAGCCUCAUUUUGUGCUGCCUACAGGACCCAUAACCCCCGUUCUGUUACGACUUCUAAUAGCUUAAGUGAAGUCAUUAAAUGGCACCCGCCGCCUGAAAACUUUGUCAAGCUCAACUUUGAUGGGUCUGUUUCUUCUUCCAACCUUGCUGCUGCGGGCUUUGUUAUUAGAAACCACUUUGGUGACCCCAUUGUUGCUGGUUCGAGGUCAAUUGGAUCUUCAACGAUUCCUUUGGCUGAAGGUACAGCUCUAAAGGAUGGCCUGUUAGCGGCUAAGCGUUUCAACCUGGACCAUAUUUUAGUGGAUGGUGACUCGUCCCUAAUCAUCAACUGUGUCAACCUCAAGUGUGAAGCUCCCUGGAUGUUAAAAUCUCUCCUCCAAGACAUAGCUUCUAUUGCUAAUUCCUUUGCCAGCAUCUCCUUCUCUCAUGUUCUUCGGGAAGCGAACUUCUUAGCUGUUGCUGUUACGUCUAUGGGAUCAGGCUCGUCUCCUAGAGUUUGGCUGCAGUGUCUCCCUAUUUUGGCUCUCCGUGCCCUUUACUGGGACAAGUUUAGCUUUGGUUGCCUGAGGGGCUUUUCGUUGUAA